UAGUGAGGAGAGUGUUCAUCUAAAUCUCAUAAAAUUUUUCUACUGCUUUAGAAUCCAAAUCUGAACAAGCCAAAACAUAAAUGACAGACUAAGCAUCCAUGGACCCACUUGUAUAACCUUCACAAGUAUAUAAACCCUCCAAUCCCAUGAACCAAAAUCACCAACUCCAUUGAAUUUCUUCUGCAACUUAACACUUCCACCAUUUUCUUUCUCCCUCCCCCCCUUACUCUUCUAUUUUCUUCAGGACUAGAAUGAACAUGUCAGGAGGUGACUGGAUGUGUGCGGUGUGUGGACACAUGAACUUCAAGAAGAGGGAGAUGUGCAGACAGUGCAGCUACCCAAAAUAUGGCGGCCCAGAUGUAUCAUCAUACUUGUAUAACAGGACAGAAGUCUUGGCUGGAGAUUGGUACUGCACUGCCAUGAACUGUGGAGCUCACAAUUAUGCCAGCAGAACAAGCUGCUAUAGCUGUGGUACUGUGAAAAAUGACUAUGGUGCCUAUGCAAGUCACGUGACAGGCUCUGAUCUCCCUCCUGGAUGGAAAACUGGUGACUGGAUUUGCACUAGAAUGGGAUGUGGAGUUCACAACUAUGCUAGCAGGAUGGAAUGCUUCAAAUGUAAAACGCCAAGGGAUUUCGGUGGUGCAAUUUAGAAAAAAAGAAAAGAAUUUUGAGGGACUGUUUGGUGGAGGACAAGUAGUACAACUAAUUUAUCACUUAUCAUGACCUGAUCUUCAAUGAAGACUGCUUCUUACUACUCUUUCUUCUUGAAAACAAUAACUUUUCAACGGUUCAUUUUAGUUGAAGGCCACUUUUUAACA
Carica papaya (papaya) is the source of this 818-nucleotide messenger RNA. Its product is annotated as Ran BP2/NZF zinc finger-like superfamily protein. Gene Ontology annotation, molecular function: mRNA binding. Gene Ontology annotation, cellular component: cytoplasm. NCBI's taxonomy places the organism in Eukaryota, Viridiplantae, Streptophyta, Magnoliopsida, Brassicales, Caricaceae. The record is from RefSeq and is a predicted model, not a curated record.